GAGUUCUCUUUCCUUUUCCUUUUUUCCUUCUAAUCUUUCCGAUACCAAUUCUUUCCUUGUGCUUGAGAAUGGAAGAAACUGCUUGGAAUGCUGUUUUAGAAGCUGGAAAGUGCUUAAGUGCUCCGAUUGGCCGUCAGUUUAUGUACUUGUACAACUACAAAACCAACUUUGACAAUCUUGAAAAAGAAGCUGGAAGGCUGAAGGAUGCAAGAGAUGAGGUGAAGGCUAAGGUUGUCGCUGCUGAUAAUAAUGUAGAAAAGAUCAAACAGACUGUUAAGGACUAGCAGGGGAAAGUGGAUUCCAUCAUCGAAGAAACGGACAAGUUGAUUCAAGAGAAAUCAAACAGCAGUUGUUUCAACUUGAUCACUUGCUACAAAAAUGGCAGGAAAGCAUGGAAAAAUCUGAACGCUGCAACUGAGCUUCUUCAGGGGAAAGAAACAUUUGCUGAAGUUUCACUUCCUACCACUCAUGAAGUCAUUCGGCUCACUAACAAAGAUUAUGAGGAAUUUGAAUCAAGAAGGUCAGUUUUCAACGAUGUGCUGAAGUCGUUAGAUGAUCCUGAGGUUGGAAUUAUUGGGGUUUAUGGAAUGGGUGGAAUUGGUAAAACCACACUGGUCAAAGAAGUUGGUCAUCAAGCCAAGAAAAACCAGAUCUUGGAUGAGGUGGUUUUAGUAGAGGUAUCUGAUAAACCAGAUACUAAAAAGAUUCAAGAUGAACUUGCGCAGCAGUUAGGUUUGGAAUUUAAGAAGGAGGCUGAACGAGCGAGCAAGUUGUAUGCGAGACUGAAGAAUGAUAAGAAAGUGCUUGUAAUUUUAGAUAAUAUAUGGGAACAAUUAGAUUUGGAAGCUCUUGGUAUUCCUUGUGGAGAUGACUUUGGGGGAUGUAAAUUAUUGCUGACAGCAAGAGAUCUUAAUGUAUUAUGGAGUAUGGAUUCUAAGAAUAAUUUCUCGAUGGGUGUCUUAAAGGAAGAAGAAGCUUGGAGCUUGUUUAAGAAGAUGGCAGGUGAUGUGGUUGAUCAAACAAAUAAGCUGAAUUUUCUACCGAAUGAUGUAUGUAAUGAAUGUCGGGGUUUGCCAAUUGUCAUUACUACCAUAGCAAGAGCAUUAAGAAACAUGAGACAUCAAUUUCAAUGGAAAGAUGCCCUGCGAGAACUAAGAAAACCUUCUCCAACAAAGUUUGCAGGCUUGCUAGAAAAAGAAUACACAAAGAUAGCAUUGAGUUACAAUUAUCUAAAACGUGACGAGCUCAAGAAAACUUUGCUAAUUUGUAGCCUAAUGGUAAAUGAUACUACCAUUUCAUACUUGUUCAAACUCAUUAUGGGUUUAAAUAUAUUGGAAGGAGCUAACUUUACUUUGGAAGAAGCACGAAAUAAGUUGGAAAGUCUUGUCUGUGAACUCAAGGAUUCUUGUUUGUUGCUUGAUGGUUCAACUAGUGAACGGUUUUCAAUGCAUGAUGUUAUUCGUUCAGUUGUCAUAACAAUUGCAUAUAAAGAUCAUCACAUAUUUACAGAGCGAAAUGACAUGGUGAUGGAAUGGUUAGAUAAAGAGCAGUUGAAAAAAUGCACUAAAAUCUCACUAGUUGAUUGUAAUAUGAUUAGUGAGAUUUGGUCUCAAGGUUUGAAUUAUCCAAAACUUGAAUUUUUUUGUACGAGGAUGAAGAGUUCUUUUGAAAUCCCUGAAGAUUUUUUUGCGGGGAUGGGAAACCUCAAGGUUCUAAGUUUCUUUGACCUGAAGGUAUUAUCCUUGCCAACAUCUCUUGCUUUUCUCAUAAAUCUUCAAACAUUAUGUUUGAACUAUGGCACAUUUUCAGAUAUAACAAUCAUUGGAGAGUUGAGAAAACUAAAGAUUCUUUGCUUACGAGGUUGUAUGAUCCAACAGUUGACUGGAGAAAUAAGUAAAUUAACUCAAUUAAAGUUAUUAGAUUUAAGUUAUUGUUUUAAACUAGAAGUUAUAGUACCAAAUGUUAUAUCAAGCUUAUUCCGAUUGGAAGAAUUGUAUAUGAGAGGAUGCUCUAUUUCAUGGAAGCUUGAAAUACUUGAGGAGUUAAAGCAUUUGUCUCAAUUGACAACUUUAGAAAUAGAUAUUUCAGAUGAUCAAAUUUUGCCAAAAGACUUUUUCUCAAAAAGGUUGGAAAGGUACUAUAUAUCAAUUGGAAAUAGGGCUACUGAGUUUGGUGGGAGCUGCAUAAAUGGUGAUCAUGGAGAGUCCAUGGGUGUUGAAAGCUGGUUCUUAAAUGAGCCUGCCACUUUAAGAACGGUGAAACUAAAUCUUAAUUCUAUCACCUGGCAUGAGGAAUUGCAGUGCUUCUCGAAUGUUGAAUUCUUAUGCUUAGACAAAUUGCAAGGUAUCAAGAAUGAUCUCUCCGAAUUAGACAAGAAGUGUUUUUCUCAAUUAAAAUAUAUCCGUGUGCAUAAUAAUCCUAACAUCUUGUGCAUUGUUGACUCAACAAAGUGCAUACCUCAUGAUGUCUUUCCACUUCUGCAGUCUCUCAUUUUUUUCAACUUGAUUAACUUGGAAAAGAUAUGUUAUGGUCUACCCUCAACAAAGUCUUUUUACUACUUAAAAUUUAUAGAAGUGAAAAGUUGUGAUAAGUUGGAAAAUAUCUUCUCAUUCUCCAAUGCUAGCAGAAGCCUUCCGCAACUUCAAAGAAUUAGGGUGGAAGAUUGCAAGAAUUUGACUGAGAUUUUUGCUUUUGAAAGUAAAAAUAGAGCAAGCAAGAAUGAAGUAAUUGACAAGAUUGAAUUUUGUCAAUUACGUUUCUUGACUUUGAUUAAUCUUCCAAAGAUUGCGAGUUUCUACUCCGAUGCAAAUACAUUUUUCAAUGAUAUCAAUUCCGAGGAUGAGAAAAUUGAUACAGUCAUGCCAUUUUUCAACAAAAAGGUUGUUUUCCCUAGUUUGGAAGCCUUAAACCUUGGAGCAUUUAAUUCUGAGAAGAUUUGGAGCAACAAACUUCCAACAACCUCUUGUUGCUAUCAGAAUUUGAAAAGAUUGAUUGUGGAUAGCUGUCAAAAACUAAAAUUUGUAUUUCCAUUGUCUAUAAUCAAAAGCUUUGAGCAACUUCAACACCUUGAGAUAAACUAUUGUAAGGAAUUAAAGAAGAUUGUUGCCAAAGAAGAAACAGAGGGUACUACUACAUUUAUUUUUCCAAGGGUAGCCUUUUUGAAACUCAAUGAAUUGCCAAAGCUUGCAACUUUCUAUCAUGGUAAACACAAUUCAAACUGGCCCAUGUUAAAGGAGUUGGAAGUGUGUAAUUGUGACAAACAAGACAUAUUUACCUCAGAAUAUAAGGUAUGAGUCUUAUUUACAUAUUUUUCAUCCAUCCACAAAAGACAGUUUUAAUUAUGAUUUUACAUCAUCACAUUAUUCACAAAAUUAUAAUUCUGU
Messenger RNA from Mangifera indica (mango), 3383 nucleotides. RefSeq names its product probable disease resistance protein At4g27220. The transcript is spliced from 3 exons. The coding region runs from base 588 to 3293 and encodes 901 amino acids. The record is from RefSeq and is a predicted model, not a curated record. Lineage: Eukaryota; Viridiplantae; Streptophyta; Magnoliopsida; Sapindales; Anacardiaceae. Gene Ontology annotation, molecular function: ADP binding.